This is a messenger RNA of Aspergillus uvarum CBS 121591, 1062 nucleotides long. RefSeq names its product TLC domain-containing protein. Gene Ontology annotation, biological process: ceramide biosynthetic process. The record is from RefSeq and is a predicted model, not a curated record. Gene Ontology annotation, cellular component: membrane. The transcript has 4 exons. Gene Ontology annotation, molecular function: sphingosine N-acyltransferase activity. NCBI's taxonomy places the organism in Eukaryota, Fungi, Ascomycota, Eurotiomycetes, Eurotiales, Aspergillaceae. Bases 1 to 1062 code for a protein of 353 amino acids.
AUGACGGUUUCCGAUCAGGUGAAUGUGCGACAAUUCAUUGCGUCACAUCAGCUCGAAUUCUCGCUACUGGUCCUGGUCGCGCACGUAUUGGCCGAUAAGCAUGCUUUCGUCGCAGCUCUUCAGGCGCCAGUUCGGUGCUGGGGGUCCGAGAAGGGCACUGUACAUCCCCGAGAUGUAUUAGACGAUUGGGGCUUUCUAGCGGUCUUCUGCUUCGGAUUCACGCUCGCUCGUCCGCUCGUAACAGACCACCUCCUACAGCUGACUCUACGCAAAUAUGGCUUCGGACCCCAGGACUCCUCCCAUCUCGCUGCCCUGGGCUGGAAGGCCACCUCGCGCGGUAUCAUGAUGCUAUAUGCCCUGGGCCUUUGGUACAACACUCCAGGCCUCCUCAAUCCCCAGCAACUAUUCCAGGACUGGCCACAAUCCCAAAUCACCCACCCCAUGCAAUGUUUCUUCCUCCUGCGCAUCGCCUUCUAUCUACACCAGUGCCUGAUCAUGGUCAUCGAACCGAUAAAAGAUGACUUUAUCGACAAGUUCCUCCACCAUGUUCUGACCUGCACGGUGGUGGUCGCCUGUUGCAACAGCCGGGCGUACAUUCUGCUCUAUGGCAUUCUCCUCACCGCAGAUCUGGCAGACUUCCUUCUCGCCUUUGUGCAAAUCCAACGAUGUUUGAAGUAUCAGAAGAGCCUGCGGAAUUCCCUUAUCAUCUUCAUUGUCAUCUGGGUUUUGACCCGACACGUGACGUUUGGCUAUCUGCACUGGACGCUGCACCGCCUGCUGCCGGUAUCCGGGGACUGUGAGGCCGUAGUGACGGGACGCAUGAUGCUUGAUCCGGGGGCUUCCGGGUGGGGGAGUCUGGCUUCGCAGGCGCAGGUCACGCCAGGCGCCGUGUGCCUGUCGCGGAAUGUGAAGUUGGGGUUGUCUGGUAUUUCGAUCGCGUUACAGGGAUUAUUCACAAUCUGGACGCGCGAUUUCAUUCGAGUGGCGUUGCAGGUGCACAAUCAGUGUCGCGCUGGCGAGGCGAGAAGGAAGGCUGCAAGGAAAGGAACCUCCUCUUUUUAA